Molecule: messenger RNA, 3026 nt
Organism: Melanotaenia boesemani (Boeseman's rainbowfish)
Lineage: Eukaryota; Metazoa; Chordata; Actinopteri; Atheriniformes; Melanotaeniidae
Gene: pou2f2a
Product: POU domain, class 2, transcription factor 2
Exons: 19
Coding region: 857-2965 (702 amino acids)
Biological process (GO): regulation of transcription by RNA polymerase II
Cellular component (GO): nucleus
Molecular function (GO): RNA polymerase II cis-regulatory region sequence-specific DNA binding; DNA-binding transcription factor activity, RNA polymerase II-specific
Source: RefSeq, a predicted model, not a curated record
CAGCCGCCGGGCGGACCCAGGGAUCAGGUUUUCAGGCGGCAUGCGGGCCAUGAAGUGGUCCUGAAGUGGCCGCUUCUUCUCCAGAAACCCUCCAAAUGUCCAACGGAGUCUUCACUCAAUUAAUUACAAGAUAUCCAUCCGCCUUAGGCCGCAUAGUUCCGGAGCAGAAUCGUUGCUAAGCGACAUAAAAGGCUGUUAAAUAAUAUUUUCCUCAUUGCGGCGUGGAAAAUAAGGAUCAGGACUGCCAGGACGCUGAUAAGAAAGAGAAGCCCCUCACAUGAAGGCCCACUCUACCCCCCGUGGUUCAGCGUCAUCCCUGUGACACCCACAAGUCUGGAAGGACUUCAUCUCAAAGAUGCGGGCUGCGGGGAAUUGUCAGCUUGUGUUCUGAUGGCUGUUGCCGUGGUGACUGGUGCGAAGAUAAUAGUGGUUAAUGAGAUAUUAACCCAAGGAAGACGACAGGAAGCGAUCAGCGUUUGUAGGACAGACCAAAGGAUGAGGACUGGGUGAUGGGUGACCCCCUCCUCCUCCUCCUGAUCAAUAUUGUUUUGUUAUUCAGCGACAGUGACGAUGAACACAACCCUAUCGCCUUGAACUGAGAAAAAAAACGAGUCAAAGCUUCGUCCAGAUGACCGUCUCCUCCUGCGUCUCCCUCCACGUCCCUGUACACCAAUCAUCCCAAUCAUCCUAGAGGUUCAAAGAUGGAGCAUCCUCAUCCUCACCAGCGGCUGUCCACAAACCUGGAAAGCAAACGAAGACAAACCAAAGAACGACGGCAGGACGAGGAGAAGAGGAGAGAAGACAAGUGAGACUAAAAUAAAACAAAAAGCAACGACCACCAGGUCGACAGAGGACCAUGUUUGUCCCCCUGCCGGUCCCCUUCGUCUUUCAGAGAACAGCGUCCGACUUCAGCGCCUGGAGACUCAAGUCCUCGCUGGCUCCGCGGUCCAGCCCCGAUAUCAGGAUGUCCAAAGGAUCAGGGGAGGAGAAGCCUGGAGCUGACUAUCCAGGGGACAGCUCAGAUUCUGACAGAAACAGCCCUGAUGACCAGAUCCAGACAAUGAAAACCAGCCCCUACAGCCUCUCCCCACCACCGGUCGGCAUCAAGGUGAAGAUUGAAGAGAGUGCAGAGAUCACACACAGCACUCCUCUUCCUGCUCCUCCAGCACCUCCUUCCCAGCAGCAGCAGACUCAACACCACCACACACAGCUGAUGCUUGCUGGCAGUCAGCUGGCAGGGCUCGCUGCUCUCCUCCCAGCUCAGCAGCAGCUGCUCCUCCAACAGGCUCAGGCCCAGCUCUUGGCAGCGGCGGUUCAACAAUCGAACGCUGCCCAUGCUGCUCACGCCGCCCAUGCCGCUGCGCAGCAACAAGCCAACCAGCAGCAGCAACAACAGCAGCAGCAACAGAACCCAUCACAAUCCCAGCAGCAGUCAACCAAACCGGAGCAGCCCAUCCAAGCUCCACAGCUGGCCCUCUCACAGCCGAUCCAGCUCACAGCACAGGACAUCCAGCAACUGUUGCAGCUCCAGCAGCUGGUCUUGAUGCCGGGUCAUCCUCUCCAGUCUCCGGCCCAGUUCCUCCUGUCUCAGCCAGCGCAGGCACAGCAGCAGCAGCAGGGAUUGCUCUCGACACCAAAUCUGAUCCAGCUACCUCAGCAGAGUGCAGGGGGACUACUCACAUCCCCAACUCGCAUAGGACUCCAAGCACAGAGAGAGAAGAGCAACGAUGCUGGAAGCAGCGGCGGCGGCGGCUCUAUAGGCGCCAGCGGAGGCAGCAGUGUUGGUGUUACAUCUGGUGGAGCCACCUCUGCAUCCAGCAGCGCCAUGGCCUCCUCUCUAACCUCCGGUCUGAAUCCAGGCGCUCAAGCGGCUCACAUGAGCGAAGAGCCCAGCGACCUGGAGGAGCUGGAGCAGUUUGCUCGCACGUUCAAACAACGUCGCAUCAAGCUGGGAUUCACGCAGGGCGAUGUGGGCGUGGCUAUGGGGAAACUGUAUGGCAACGACUUCAGCCAAACCACCAUCUCCCGCUUCGAAGCUCUAAACUUGAGCUUUAAGAACAUGUGCAAGCUGAAACCGCUGCUGGAGAAGUGGCUGAGUGAUGCAGAAACCAUGGCUGUCGACAGCAUGCUGCCUAGCCCCUCCUCCAUCUCCUCCCCCUUGUUGGGCAUCGAGGGUCUACCCGGACGCCGCCGGAAGAAACGGACCAGCAUCGAGACCAACGUUCGAGUGAUCCUGGAGCGCAACUUCAACACGAACCAGAAGCCGACGUCGGAGGAGAUCCUGCUGAUGGCGGAGCAGCUCAACAUGGAGAAGGAGGUGAUUCGCGUUUGGUUCUGCAACCGCAGGCAGAAGGAAAAGCGCAUCAACCCGUCCAGCAGCACCACCCCCCCUCUUCCCAGUCAGACUUCACCCGUGGUGACGCACAAAGCCCCCUGCUACAGCCCGCACAUGAUAUCGAGUCAGGGUCUGUCCCAGGUCACCACCAGCCUCAGCACAACAGGCGCCAGUUUGUCACCUUCAGUUUCCUGCACCAUGACUCCAGUCAGCUCCUCUUCUGUGACUCCGCCUCCUCAUAGCACAAGCAGCCAAGCUCCUCCCACCCUCGGGACCGCUGGCCUCAACACUGGUGCUGGCUGCCAGCAGUGGUCAGCUGCCCAUCUCCGGACUCGAGGGGACACCGGGUCACAUGCUCCUGGGCGGACCUGGAGGUCCAGCUGUCCCCUCCUCCCUUCGCCCCUCUCUCUUCCUCAAUCGCCCUGGCCUCCUCCCCAUGGUGACCGGCUCCAUGGCAACAACCUCCACGCCCCCUGCCAUGGGUCUGGUCAGCAGCAGCAGUGGGUGCGGCCCGAGGCUCUCCUUCUGCCAGUCUCCAUCCACCGGCACCGGCAACCUUAUGAGCCCAACUUCAUGCCCAGAGGAGUCUGCAUCCCCAUGCUCAAGCCCCGCCUCUUUCUGUUCCUUUAGCGAGGCCUCACCGCCCCCUUUGGGAGGGGCAAUGGCCGAGUGAUCUCUGACUGACAGCCAA